AUGGCGAACAAUGAACCAAUAACAUCUGUUCAAACAAAUACACAAGCUAAUGCUAAACUUAUAUCAAACUUUUCCGAGGAUGCAGGUGCAAAUCGACGUAUAAACAUGCAAAGAAUGCAAAAUGCCAUCUCAAUUAGCUUUGCGGCACCAAACAAGAAAUUGGAUCAAUUAGAUCCAUCAUUUAUGUAUACUCAGAUCUUGAAAGAGAUCUUAUUAACCAUCAAAUUCGAAGAUAAACAUUUCAAAGAAUUUAUUACCUAUUGUCGUGAAAAACGUGUCAAAAAUGAUAUUCCUUUACGUAAAAUUGAAGAAUUAGAACGUGACUAUCGUGAUCAAAAACCGAUUUGGUGGUAUACUUCUCAAUAUUUUUUACAUUCUAUGCUCAAUCAAGCAUUAAGAUUAAUGGAUGUUGAUAUUAUUCUUCGAAUGGGUUUCUUUAUUAAUGAUCUACAUCGUGAUAUUCAACAACUCCAUUCAGAACAAUUUGAUGAUCAACAAUCUGAUAAAACAUUUACAGUUUAUCGUGGACAAUUUCUUUCAAAAGAAGAUUUUACCGAAAUGAAUAAAACCAAAGGUGGACUUCUUUCAUUUAAUAACUUUCUAUCAACUAGUAAAAAUCCUGAUGUCUCUCUCUUAUUUACACCACAAGCCGCUACAAAUCCUGAUUCUGUUGGAAUUCUAUUUGUUAUAUCAAUUAAUCCUUCUCAUUCAACAAUUCCAUUUGCUUCUAUUACAAAGGUUAGCAAUUUUACUGACGAAGAAGAAGUUCUCUUUUCUAUGCAUAGCAUUUUUCGUAUUGGAGAUAUUAAACUAACGGAAGAAAACAACCAUGUUUACGAAGUGAAUUUAACAUUGACCAAUGACAACGACCAAGAUCUUCGUAUUCUUACUGAUCGUUUCCGGCACGAGACCUAUCCAAAUUCAGCAGGACAGAACAGAAUAGGAUCACUGUUGAUUAAAAUGGGUCAGUUUAACAAGGCUCAAGAAGUUUUUGAAGUUUUACUUUAUCAAACAAUAAAUGAGCGUGAUAAGGCACCGAUUUUAUUAUAA
Adineta steineri is the source of this 1050-nucleotide messenger RNA. The record is from the annotation of a GenBank genome assembly. NCBI's taxonomy places the organism in Eukaryota, Metazoa, Rotifera, Eurotatoria, Adinetida, Adinetidae.